GAGUCAAAGGUGGGUGAGAGAGAGAGAGACUAAAUCAAUCAAGAAUUUAGGAGAGGGAGACGUGUUUCUGCUGAUUCAUCUUUAGGGGCCAAGAACAAAGCUUGUAUAGUUGUCCUCUGUCUCUGCUUUAAUGCUUUCUCUUUCUCUCACUUGUUUGGUCCUAACAAAGAUUCCUUUCCUUGUCCCUCGGCAAAGAUAAGGAUAUCUUUAAACUUGUGUCAUCUCGUUGCUGUAAUAAUCUCAGAGAAAUCGAAAAUGGGUUCAACAGUUCACUACUGUUGUGUCUCAAGAGGCAAUCAGAUUCUGUACGGUUACAACAAUGGCGGAGACCACCACCGUAACGAAAGUCUCGCUGCCUUGUGUUUAGAAAAGACUCCGCCUUUCCACAAGUGGUACUUCGAAACCAUAAGUAAGAGGACCUUUGGGUUCUUGAUUGAAGAAGAUGGGCUCGUGUAUUUCGCCAUUGUUGAUGAGGUUUUCAAGAGAUCUAGCGUUCUUGAGUUCCUUGAGAAUCUGAGGGAUGAGUUAAAGAAAGCAGACAAGAAGAAUUCAAGAGGAAGCUUCUCUGGGAGUAUCAGUUUUAACAAUGUUCAAGACCAGCUUGUUCGAAGACUCAUAGCUUCGUUAGAGCGUGUUGCUGAGAGUACUAAUCAUCCCACUUGUCUUCCGUUAUCAUCACCUUCCAUUGAUGGUGCUGGACAAAGCGAUGUGGCUAUUUCCACUAAAGCCCCGCUUUUGGGAAGAUCCAACAAGCAAGAGAAGAAGAAGAAGAAAGGGAAAGAUCAUGUGAACACAUUGAGAGGCGUUGAGGUAGAGGAACAACGGAAAUCUACUGAUAGAGGAAACGUUACUGAGUGUUCUAAUGCCUCAUCUGCAGCAGCAGCAGCAGCAACAUAUGUUCCAAGAAGGGAUCGAUCUAGUGGCUCGCAGAGCUUUGAAAAGAAGUGGCGGCGUCAAGUGAAGAUUGUUCUUGUCAUUGAUGCAGCUAUUUGUUUGACUCUACUUGGUGUUUGGUUGGCCAUUUGUCAGGGCAUUCAGUGUAUACGUUCUUGAUUAACAAGCCCUCUUCUCCUCUAAGUUCUUACUUUCACCUUGAUUGAUUGGUCUAUUAUUCUUUCUCAUAUGUAUUUCCUUUUCUGUAAUUCUGAUAUAGAGACUGCAGUUUGAUCGUCGAACGGAACACUUCUCGGAGCGGGGAGACGGUCUGACUGGUCGAAAAGACCCCUCCGAUGAGCCCGUCUCCUGGGUCUUACGACAAGGCUAGGCGCUUCAGAACCACUCGCCUCUCUAUCCUCGUCCUCAACGUUUCCUUCGAUUUCUUCGCGAAACUGCCUAUGGGCGUCAGCGACCAGAAGACGCUGGGAAAGGCUCAUGUUCUCCGUAUCCCGCAGAGCAUCACGAUGGAUUAUGUCGAAAUCCUCCAACGGACCCCCGUCCGCAUCCCUAGCCGGGCUCGGCGAGGUAGCUAUAUCUUUCCCUUUUUCCUCGCGCGAUAACCGAUUCCCUGGAGCCAUAUCCUUUCUACUCGGGGGGACGACUAAACUAGCUAGAUCGCUAGCAGAAAACCCUAUGCUACAGAAGGCUUAUCUAGAGAGAGAAAAUAAAAGUAGAGAGAAGGGAGAGAAAGUGGAAUACCUGAGUCUGCAGAGAAGAAUGACGAAAGCAAAGGAGAGACGCCUAUUUAUAGCAAAAACGAGGCGCAUUCUUCGAAGCAUCAUCAUUAGGUCUACAAAGGCCUAAAUGGGCUUCAAAGGCCGCCUAAAUGCCCAAAAACCUACUCGCGACGGUUCGGUUUCUCGCCCAAACCGGUUUUCAAUCAAGAAACCGGACCGAAAUUAAUCUCCGGUUCUAGCCCGAACCAACUCAACAGAGUUAACCAUCCAAAGACCGCCUGGACUCCUAAUUCGAGAAGUUCAUCUCCCGAGUAAAACCACCUGGGCCCUUAGUCAGAGAAUUUUACCUCGAGUAAAACACAACGCAUCGUGAGAAGACGUAACGCGGAGCGACCAGACGCGGCACGCGACUAAAACCAUACACUGGUAAAACGAGCUGUCGCUGGCAUUAGGUCAUGUUAUAUGAACGAACCUGACCCACAAAUUCACUGAGACCGACAAGCCGCUCACAAGUGAACUGGGGGGGACUUAUUGUAGGAGAUGGAUUACAUCCCUCCACAAAGCCCAUCAAAUAACAGGCCCUAGCCCGACAAGGUCGAUCGAGCUUAGUCGGCUUAGCGGCUAGAGACGUCGGCUCGACCCUAGAGUACUUUAAGCCGGUCAGCUAAGCCGAUCAGCUAUACUCGGCUUGGACAAAACAGUACCAAGGCCCGCAUACUCGGCCUUUGGGCGGCAAGGCCCAAAGGACAGGCGCGAUUAGGGCAUCACACACAAGGGCACUAUAAGAGGGAAGGAGGAGGCAACGAAAAGGGGACUUUUUGGACAAACUACACACUAAGCGGCUAGAUUUAGGGUUUCCCAUCGAUCACUCUGAUCUUGUUGUUUAAACCUCUAUCUUGUCUCCUUAUUUUCCCGACAAUCUUGUAAUCCCUUGUUUGAUUCUAAUAAAACGUCUUUAGUCACCCCAUCUUGAAGUUCAUCUUUCCCAUUGACUGAAUCUCGUACAAACAAUCUUCAUGGGCUUCUCAGUAUUGUCCUGAAAGCUAUACCUAUCCUCCUCCACCUCCCGAGUAUACACACCCUCCUACUACACCUUCAUAUACCACUCAGCCUUACUCUCAGCCGCCUUCUCAAAGCCAUGGCAAUGAUAAGAGGAGGUUGGAGCGCAAGUACUCAAAAAUCUCUGAUGAGUACUCCUCUUUGGAGCAGGGGUCCGAUCUCAGGAACAAUGCAGCAACCACCAGAGUUGUGGUCCGCCUCUUAAUCGAACCGUUAGCUUUUCCAUGUGAAAUGAGUCGAGUCUACUGCUGGGUUUA
Brassica rapa (field mustard) is the source of this 2929-nucleotide messenger RNA. RefSeq names its product phytolongin Phyl1.2. Gene Ontology annotation, cellular component: membrane. The record is from RefSeq and is a predicted model, not a curated record. NCBI's taxonomy places the organism in Eukaryota, Viridiplantae, Streptophyta, Magnoliopsida, Brassicales, Brassicaceae.